CGCAUGUUCUUGCCUUAAGGAUACGAACAAAGAGACAAUACAUAUAUAGACCAAAAGUACAGUUACCGCUUUUAUUUAGCAGAAAAAUUAGGCUACGGUGACCAUGGGGCAAUCAGAGUACCGCGAACUGCCCGGGGACUUCAACGCCAUUCCAUUGACGCGCUCGCUUCGUCAGGAGAUGGAGGCGUUCGAGCCAAUCAUAAGCUUUAUGGAACAUAUCGACAACUCGAUUGACGCGACAUCAGGGCGCAAGGAGCCUUGGAUUACCAUCAAGCUGAACCUUGAUGGACCGAAAGGUCCAGAACUGAUCUUCGAAGACAACGGCCGGGGUAUGAGCAAGGACCAGCUGACGACUUAUAUUGUACACGCAUCCACUACAUCAAGGAUCCCUGACAUGCACAGAGACGUGAACGUCCUUCCCCUGACCUCGUUCAUCAAUUGCAAGCUCAACCGUUUCGGGCGUGGUUCAGCAGCUACUGUGUACUUCGGCGACUUCAUCCAGAUUGAAAGCUUUAAGGCCCCGCAAAGCCCCGAGGAGCCCUACCUGGUCCAUCGGCUGGAUUUCGACUACGGCUCGCAAAAGCACACCGAUAAGUACAAGUUCAGGAUGUUCGCUAAGGACUAUGCGGCGGCCGAGGACGAGCUCGACAGCGGGACGACCAUUACGAUCACGCAGUUGCUGCCAGAGAAGCUCGCCGCCAUUUCGGGUAAAUCGCAGCUUCAACGCCUUGCGAAGGAGCUGAGCCAGGUCUACUACUUCUUCAUCUACGGCUUCCCGGAGCACCUCUGGAAGAAGCUGCCGCAGGAGCUCACCAGCGGCUGCACGCGGCCCGAGGGUGGGCUGACCAUCACUAUGACGGCGAGGGGGAAUGGCACCGACUACUUCAGCGCCGUGCUGGGGCCAGACUCCGCAAGUCCCGGCUACGACUCCGACCUGCAUGUGGCCAUGCGGGAGUACGAGCGGCUGUGUCAGGCCAACGAAUAUCUGCACCCGUGCGUCAGCUACCUGCGGUACCUCCCGCCGAACCAGAGCCCUCUCGGCCCCUUUGGCAAGACACCUGGCCGUACGACACCCGUCGCCACCCCCCGCCCAGCCGCUUUGUCCUCCGGCCAGGAAAGGCCGGGAACCGCAGGGCCCUCCGCCGGUUGGGCCGGUCGAUCCUCUGUGGGCCCUACACCGGUGCGUAAGGGCGGUGGAGGCGGCGGCGCGCAGCCGGGGGCUGCCGGUCCGGUGUCAUUGGAUGACAGCGGUAACGACCUCGACACCCGGGAGAUUGACUGCGUGUGUGACUUCCUGGUCAUCUGGCUGUACUUCCCGUACAGUGCUAGCGCACGUACCAAGCCCGGCGACGUUACCAGCGAGCUGUUCACGUUCCCCUUUUGGAGCGGCAAGGACAUGGUCAAGUCCAAGCUGCACUCGCAGUUCCCAGACAUCUACAAGGCGGCGGUUGCGCUGGCUCGCAAGCACCAGGACACCCAGGGCCACGCGCACAAGCUGGAGGACAGCGGGCGGCUGCUGGGGCUGCUGCUGGUGUCGCCGGACGCGCUGUCACACCAGCACAAGUCGGACUUCGAGGGCAAGGCGUACGAGCUUUUCUGCAAGGCCGGGCCCGCCACCGGUCUUCCCGCGCCCUUCGACGUACUCCCGCGCCUCAUGACCUACGUCUGGCCCCCUGGCAGCGGCCCCGCCGGCAUGCCCGCUGGCUCGGAGGCAGGGCCCUCCAACGGCGGCGUCCCCGACAGCACCUUUGCGGCCGGCCGCCGCGGCCGCCGCAGCAGCACUACUCACGCGGGAGGGGGUGGCGUGGCGGGCACUCCUGCGCGGCGGUUUCCCGACCAGGCCGGGUGGCAUGAGGACCAGGUGCACGCCGUUGCAGCCAACCAGCUGCACGCGGCCUUCCAAACCUGGUUCAAGAUGGAUGACGACGGGCAGUUGGUGGGCCCCCAGAUAGCGGACCUAACGUUACUGGAUCUGCCGGAGCCCUGGGGCUUCGACCUGGCGUCACGCGGCAUGGUGGAGUACUCGCACAAGUACGCGUUCGACAAGGGACGCGCGCCUCUGGAAAGGGGCGAGAUGGUAAUGGAGGGUGACCCGAUUAAAAUCCACGCCAAGCGUGAUGAUCACAGAAACGCGCAGAAGAUGGCGGGGCACGCGCGCAUGGUGGAGGUGUUCUUCUCGCAGGGCAACGACUUUGCCAAACAGCUCUUCGCGGCGGUGAGGCCCUGGAGGCCACACUGGGCGCCACUCGCGGCGCUGCAAUCCAACAGCAUCAUGGAGUUGCAAGUGCUGUGUGCCGGCAAACUCGCGGAGGAGAAGGAGAAGGAUAAGGAGCGCCGAGAGCAGGAGCAGAACAAGUUGGUCAAGGAAUGGGAGUCGUUCCUGCCGUACCGGCUGGCGGUGCUGCCGGGAGAGGAUGGCCCGCCGGGCGCCGAGUACGACCCGAACCACAGCUUCGACAGCAUAACCGUCGCCCUGAUCUCGGCACCCGCGGCGGAGACAGGGGGCCGGCGCAAGGGCAAGCAAGCGCGGGAAGUGGAGAUGGGGCGCACCCAGCGGCACUUCACUGGCUACAAGGCCGCCGUGUCCAUGGUCAUCGAGAAGCGCACGGAUGCCUCGAGUGGCUGGACCAAGGUGGAACAGCUGCAGGGGGUCGCCGUGGAACACAAGUACCUGUUCUCCGGCUUCUGCCAGCGCGUCUGCGCCCCCGGGGAGUACCGGCUGCGGUUCGUGGUGGACGAGGGCGACGGACCCCGCCUGCUGGACCCCACCCACACCCUGGAGCACAAGUUUAAGGUGACCAACGGCCAGCCGGUGCGCCUGGUGGCGUUCUUCCUGGCGCAGCAGCCGGGGCAGCCGGGCGGCGACCUGCGCAUGCUGCAGCAGCCCCCGGUGGUGCGGCUGGGCGAGGUGAUGCCGGUGCUGGCGGUGCAGCUGCUGGACAACCGAGGAGCCAGGACGGUGUUCCGUCCCGACAUGGUCGAACGGCUGGAGCUGCCCUGGAGUGCGGGUGACGCGGGCGGCGGCGGCGGCAGCAACGCCGGCAACCCGCUGGAGAUCCUGGCCAAGGUGCACAACGGCGACCCGCUGAGCCUCAAGCUGGGGGUGCGGAAGGCUGCAGCAGCAGCAGCCGGUGGGAGCGGUGCCAAGACCCAGACGUUGACGUUCUCGGCGGAUGGCAUGACCAUGUUUGUGAGCGGCCUGUGCGUGGAGCCAAUCAAGCUGAAGCAGCGGACGCCGCUGGACAUGCAGCUGGCCAACGUGCCCCACGUGGACGUGCGGUUGGAAGUGGCGCUGCGUACGGCUGCCGGCGCGAUGGGCCGCGGUAAGGUGUCGCGCAUCACCACCACCCCUGCGGAGGGUGACCCGCGGGUCGGUGGAGACGCGGAGCUGGUGCUGACGAGCGGUCCGGCGGCUCGCAUCAAGGUGGAGCGAGGCAACUGGUUCAACGGCAAGGCCCGCACUGACCCGCUGACGCUGAGCAAGGGCGCCGAGGUGGACAACGACCUGGCGCUGCGUCUGGUGGAUGACAGGGACAACCCCUACUACAUGCACCCGGGCGAGAAGCGGCCGCGCGUGCGGCUGCAGGGCGUCAGGGAAGGCGGCGAGGGUGGCCGACCGGCGCCGUUCUCCUUCCGCAGGCAGGCACUUGCAGCUAACGCCGGCGGCGGAGCAGCUGGGGGUUCAAGGGGCCGGGGCGCAACCAGCGAAUUCGUCGACACGAAAGAGCUGGAGUUCGACGCCUCGGGCAACCUGCUGACCAUCAGCGGCUCCGAGGUGAAGGCCACGGGACUGCCGGGGGACACGGGUACCCUUACCCUGGAGCCCCUGAACUUUCGCUGCCCGAAGCUGAGCGGCUGGGUGCAAGUACGCAAGGUGAUGCUGGGUGUUGAGGAGGACAAGGAUGACGACGCGGAGGCAGCAGCAGCGGCAGCGGCACCCCGGCAGCAACAGCGCCAGGAGCGGCCCGCAAACGGCCAUGUGCGUGACUUUGUGCUUGACGGCACCCGGCCAGCCAAGCGGAACACCAAGAAGGACCUGACCUGGGCGGAUUUGGAGAAGAAAGAGGAGGACGGCAGAUGCUUCUUGGGUGAUGCAUUCGAGCGGCGCUACGAGUACACCUCCUCCGGGCCCCGCGAGCUGUUCAUCCGGCCCUGCGGCGCCGCUCUGCGCAGCCGGUCCGAGGUGCUGUCCGCGGCUCGGCAUGCGCUUCAGAUGGCCGCUGUGGUGUACGAGCAGUGCUUCGUGGUGCGGCCGGGGCAGCUGCGGCUGGGCGGGCUGCGGCUGUCGCUGUCGGAUGAGGAGGAUGACGAGGUGGAUGUGCUGCUGCAGGCGGCAGUCAAGGUCUUCAUCGGCGGGCGGGAGGUCUGCAGGAACAAGCUCACCUUCGACAACGGCCGUGUCGCGCUGCCGGAGCUGGUGUUCCUGCCCUCCGACUUCGAGGUGCCGGGUCGCACGGUGGCCGUACACGUGCGCGACGCGGAGGGCCGCUCGGGCAGCGCCCAGGCGGCAGCCGCCUUCUGCUACGGCACCUUUUACGUGCGGCAGGAGCCCCACCCCACUCAGCUGCGCCUAGCCCCAGUCCCAUGCGACCUCCUGGCCAGCCGCCCAGCCGUCACCCCCUGGUUGCUGUCCUCUGCCUCCGGAGGCCCCUCCUCCGCUGGGAACCUCACACCGGGGGCCGGCUCCUCGCGCGCCUCUCCGCCGCCGCCAACACCCCCGCCGUCUUCGUACUCGCAGCCUCAUUUGCAGCAUGCGGAGGGGGUGUUGAGGCUGCCGCCACCGUCACAGCCAGCGGCAGGAAGCGGCCGUGGCGGGGCUGCUGCUGCUGUCGCGGCGGCUGCUAGCCACCUGCAGCUGCUGCAGCUGCAGCCGGUGCGUGGCGGGGGGGCGGCUGUGGACGCUGCUACCUUGCUGGCGCAGGGCUUCUCCGUGGGACAGCAGUGCAUUGCCGUGCAAGCAGGCCAAACCCUGCAGCUGCCCCUUAUGGUGGUGGACCAGUACGGCCUGCCGCUGCCCAUCACACCCGCGCUGAAGAAGCGGCUGGAGGAGCACACCUUCGCCUACUUGGAGAGGGCGCAGGACGCAGCCACCGCCACGGCCGUGGCUACCGGAGGCGCCGGCGGGCGCGGCCCCCGCAACCAACGCAACCGCCGGGCGGCCUCACAGGAGAGCGAGCCUCUGGACAUCCAAGGAUGGACGUGGCCGCAGCUGCAUGGCUCUUUGUCGGCAGACGACCAGGGUGCAGCGCCGUCGGAGGUGCUACCUGUGUGCAAGGUGCAGGUUCGACUGGUCCAGUCCAUGGGACCAGCGGUGCUGUGGCUGCACUACGACCCCUCAACCGCUGCCCCACGAGGCGCCACCAAUACCGCCGAGGAGGAGGAGAAGGAUGAGGAGGCUGGCGAGCUCCUCCCCCCGUUGCCCGGGGCGCUGGUGGCGGCUGUGGCACUGCAGGUGACCCAUGGGCCGCUGGCGCCCGGGGGCUAUCAGCUGGCCGUCGAGGAGCCGCAGGGCGUGCAGGUGCAGCCGCUGUCCGCCCACCUGGCUCGCGGUGAUGUAGCCUCGCAGCUACUGCCGCCCCCGCCCGAGUGCGGCCGCAUCUUGCAGCUGGAGUGCGCGGAGCUGAGCACCCUGAGACUGGCGGUGCAGCUGCAGGACGCCCAGGGCUGCCCGGUGUCCGAGGACGGCUCCUUCGAGCUGCGCCACCUGCUGCCCCACCCCGCCUCCUCCUCCUCCUCCUCGGGGAGCCCACCGCCCACCAUCAGCCGCGCCGAGUGCCGGGUGCAGCGCGGGCUGCUGGCCGCCCAGCUGGCCAUCGGCACGGGGCCGGAGUGGCAGCAGGCGCCGCAGCUGCUGCUGCUCACACCCAAGUCGCCCAACUUUGCGCAUGCAGCCGCCAGGCCGCUGGCCGUGUAUGUGCUCGUGAAGCGCGGCAGGUACCCGGUAGAGCCGCUGGAGCUGCUGUGGCUGGGCGGCCCCGAGCAGCCGCUGCCGCCCCUGCAGCAGCGGGCACUGCAGCUCACGCUGACCAACAAGGACCCCGCUGCCGGUACCGCCGCGGGAGGGGAGGACAGCGGCCAUGGUAAUGAUGGGGGUGACGGCAGCAGCAGCAGGGGUGUGCCCCGGCUGCCUGGGUUCAAGCUGGGGGUUCACAGCGCCGACGGCAGCAGGCUGGAGGGCAGGGAGCUGCAGCCGCUGAGGCUGCGAUACGAGCGGCAGGUGGACGUGGACGGCCAGCCGGCUUGGGUGCACGACCCCUCGCAGCCCGCGAGCGAGCUGCAGCCGAGUGCGGAGGGCGGCUUCGAGGCGCGGCGCGGUGAGGUGCUGCUGCCCACCCGCACACGGACCCGCUGGCGGCUGGUGGCGGUGUACGAGGACCCGCGGGUCACCCACCCCAGCCACCGUCUACAGCCCUGUCCCAUCCUGGAGCUGGAGCUCCUCCCCGGCCCGCCCUGCCGCAUCGCCCUGGAUCCCGAGUGCGAGUCGCAGCUGGGCCCCGAGCCCUCGCGGCGGCAGGCGCAGGUGGUGGCGGCGGGGGAGGUGCAGGGCAUGCGGCUGCCGGAGCUCAGGGGCUGCCUGGUGGACAGGUGGGGCAAUCCCUCGCCGCCGCCGCCUCACACCUACCUGUUCCUCACCUCACGCCCCAAGGCCCUGGCCGCCACCACCGCCGCCGCCACCUCCGCCACCAAGCCCAACAUCAUCAAGGCGUGCGAGGUGGACCCGCACGACGGCUCCUUCGCCAUGCCGGGCGAGCAGCUCUCCAGCAUGCAGUUGGAGGCGGGGGCGGAUGUGGAGCUGCUGCUGCAGCUGGAGGCGGAGGGCGGCGGCGGGGGCAGCAGCGACCCGGGGCAGCCGGAGCUGCUGCUGCGGACGCUGUAUGUGUCGUCCAGGGGCGACGGCGCGACGUUGCGGCGGCAGAUGCAGGAACUGGAGGAACAGAUCGCGGCACGUGAGGGGCAGCUACGGGUGGAGGAGGGUCAGCUGCGGACGGCGGAGGCCGACGCGCAGGGGCACCGCGAGAGGUGCCGGCAGUGCCGCGCGCAUCUGCGGCAGCUGGGGGUGCAGCUGCCUGCGGGGCAGGAGGAGGAGGGGGACACGGACAUGGAGGACGGCACCGCCGCGAUGGAGGCGAUCGACCGAGCAGCCGAGUUUCUGGAGGCGCAAAUACGGCAGCUGGGGGGUCCGCCCCACUUCGAGGACGCAGCCAUGAUCCGCUUCACUCCCGGCCCCGCGGUAAACGCCAAUGCCUCGGUCUGCCUGGUGCCGCGCCGCCGCGACCAGCACGGCGAGCGGGACUAUGAGCGACUGAGGCGGCUGGCGGGCGCCUGCGCCGGCGUGCCGGGUGCGCUGGGGCCGGUAGUGAUGCUGGGAGCGGUGGAGCGGAGGGACGUGGCGGAGACGCUGUGCUCCUACCUGGAAUGGCGCUGUCAACGCGUGUAUGUGAGGGGCAGAGAGGCUGCUACGGAAUUAAGGCGGAGGGUGGAAGCUAUGAGGCUCAGCGGCAAGAUCAUGGACUUGGAGAACCCAAAGCUGUUAGCCAAGUAUGAGCUUCAUCCCGACGAACAGAAUCUCGACCACCCGCAGGCGCUGCUCCGAAAGCAGCACCUCCGCGACCUGUAUCAGAACGUCCUCAACUUCGAGCCGGUGCAGCAGCCGACCAACGAGCUGCCGGCGCAGGGCAGCAACAGACGCAGGCCGGAUGCCAACGACGGCUUCAUCGGCUUCGCGGUGAACCUGGUGGUGCUGCCGCCGCAUCUGCUGGCGGAGCGGGUGGCGGUGCGAGAUACGCGGGGCCGCGGGGUGGUGCAGGCCAACCUGCGUCAGACCAUGCUCAAUGUGCUGUUCCAAGACCUGAUGGUGUUUGAGACGGAGGCGCACAUCGACGCGUUUAAGGCUCGCUGCCGCGCACAGAACCUACCGCUGGAAACGCAGCUUAUUGCUGUGGACGGCCGCGGUGCUUUGAACAUCGGCGAGGAAGCGGAUGAGGACUUCGGCGAGCGCACUCCGCCCAAUGUGUUCUACUCGGGCCUGCCAAUUAACGCGGUGGCGGGGCUGGGAGGGGACGGCUGGUCCGGCGGCGCCGUCGACCUGCGUCUGAAGGCGCUGCAGCUGCGGGCACGUGCCCUGCAACAGCGCGAAGGGGAGAUCUUCCACUUCACAGGGCAGCUAAACGAGGCCAGCCCCCACCUGCGGGCCAAGCAGCUGCAGGCCGCCUCCAAACGCAACGCCCUGGAGCAGCUGCAGACCCAGCUGCGACCCGAGAUCGAAUCCCUGCGGCAGAAGAUGGCGCUCUGCCAGCCGGAGAUGGCGCGGGUGUCCGAGCGAGAGCGGCAGCAGCAGCAGCAGCAACAGGGGCAGCAGACGGCUGGGGGACAGACGGCUGGGCGGCAGGGCAGGCAGUGCGGCGGGAGGAGGGCGGCGUGGGGCGCAGGGGCGGGGGGUGGAGCGGGGACGAGGC
This is a messenger RNA of Astrephomene gubernaculifera, 8456 nucleotides long. Lineage: Eukaryota; Viridiplantae; Chlorophyta; Chlorophyceae; Chlamydomonadales; Astrephomenaceae. The record is from the annotation of a GenBank genome assembly.